Messenger RNA from Tuber aestivum (summer truffle), 736 nucleotides. Lineage: Eukaryota; Fungi; Ascomycota; Pezizomycetes; Pezizales; Tuberaceae. The record is from the annotation of a GenBank genome assembly.
ACUCAUAUACAGGGAACGCCACAUUUCAUCAUAUCAUCACCAUCAAGCAUCCACCUUACCCAGAAAUUUACAUUAGCCAAAAUGCAUUUCUUGUGUCCAAUCUUCAUCAUCGCUUUUUUCUUUACACUUUCGUCUUCUGCCCAAAACACUAGCGCGGUUCCGACAGGACCUGACCUCAAAGAACUCCCCAGUUGCGCUGUAAGCCCCCCCCCCCCUUCGAAUCCCCAUACACUCCUAUCCUCACAAACACCCUCCGAAACAGGUCGCCUGCUCGGUAAACGCCUUCGCCUCCAUGUCUGGCUGCCAACCCGACGACUACCCAUGUAUGUGCCGCAAUCAAAAUUUCGUCAAUACCAUCGGCACCUGCAUGGGGAAGAGUUGCAGUGGUGAAGAUUUGAAAAGUUGCGCCUCCUCCCCCCUUCUCCCUUCCGCCUCUCUUUCCCUUUCUCUCCGUUUCAUGCAAUAGCGGGUGCUAACCAGAUUCAAAAACACACAGAAGCAACCGCUUUUGCAAAGAGUAUGUGUGGAUCCGCGGUUCCUACUGAGGUCUCUGGGGACGGUGUCGGAGGAUCUGCUAAUGCCACUGCUACUAUUUCAACCACUGCCACAUCUGGUACUGCCACUACUACCGCUGCCAAGGCUACCACGACUACAGGAGCGCCGAACUCGGCUGCUGGGAUUAGGCCGGAUGGAUUUGCGCUUGGGGCUGGGUUGCUCGCUUUUCUAGCUUUGUGAG